Miscanthus lutarioriparius is the source of this 1512-nucleotide messenger RNA. The record is from the annotation of a GenBank genome assembly. Lineage: Eukaryota; Viridiplantae; Streptophyta; Magnoliopsida; Poales; Poaceae.
AUGGAUCCGACGCCGCAGUCACACCCGAUCCUCAACUACGUGCUCUCCCGCCUCCCCUCGCUGCCCGCGGUGAGGACGCCGCGGUCCCCGCGCGAGCGGGACCUCGAGCAACCGUCCCCGCGCACGCCGUCGGGCGCCGCGGAGAUCGACCUGGUGGGGCGCAUGCCGGGCCUGCGCCACCCGUCCGUGCUCUCCGCCAUGACCCGCGCCGUCGCCGACGUCGCCUCGGCGCGCGACGCGAUCAACCUCCUGGGGCCCCGGCCCGACCACGAGCAAGUCGACGCCUCCCGCGAGCUCCUCCUCCUCGCCGACGCCGGGGACAAGGCGGACGCCGACGCGGAGGAUAAGGCGAAGGAGCUCGACGAGGAGAAGCUGGCCGCGAGCAGGGAGGUGGUGCGGCUGGACGAGGAGCACGAGGCGUACGGCGCCCUGCUGCGGGACGCGGAGGAGAAGCUGGAGCACGUGUACCGGAUGGCGAUGCACGGGAGGGACAUCAAGGAGGCGGGCGGCGGUGAUGCCAAAGGGGAAGAGGGGUCCGGGGCGGUCGAUGAGGAGGUGGUGCGGGUGCUCAAGGACGCGGAGGAAGGGAAGGUGGUGGAGCGGGUGAACCUCGCCGACCGGCAGCUGCGCCUACUGCCAGAGCCCGUCGGCCGGAUCCGCAGCCUCCUCGCGCUCGACGUCUCCCGCAACCAGCUGAAGGACGUUCCCGAUGCUAUUGGUGGGCUCGAACACCUGGAAGAGCUCCGUCUCGCUUCCAACGACUUGGUUUCUCUCCCAGACUCCAUUGGCCUUCUAUCCAACCUCAAGAUCCUCGAUGUUUCCGGCAACAGGCUGAGGGUUCUGCCCGACACCAUCUCGAAAUGCAGAUCCCUGGUGGAGCUGGACGCGAGCUACAACGCCCUGGCGUACCUCCCGACAGGCAUCGGGCACGAGCUGGUGCACCUGCAGACGCUGCGCGUGCACCUCAACAAGCUGCGCUCCUUGCCGUCGUCGGUCUGCGAGAUGCGAUCGCUGCGCCUCCUGGACGCGCACUUCAACGAGCUCCACGGCCUACCGGCCGCCAUCGGCCAGCUGUCCGCGCUGGAGACGCUGGACCUGAGCAGCAACUUCAGCGACAUGCGGGACCUGCCGCCAUCGUUCGGCGACCUAGCGGGCCUGCGCGAGCUGGACCUGAGCAACAACCAGAUCCGUGCGCUGCCGGACUGCUUCGGCCGGCUCGGCAAGCUGGAGAGACUCCGCCUGGACCAGAACCCGCUCGCCGUGCCGCCCCCCGAGGUGGUCGCCGACGGCGUCGUCGCGGUGAACGAGUACAUGGCGAGGCGGUGGGCCGAGGCCGUCGCCGAGGAGGAGCAGCGGCGCGCGAGCGCAGCCGCCGUGGCGGAGAGCCCUAGGGUGUCCACGCCCAGGGAGUGGCUGACGCGGAGCGUAUCUUCGCUGAGCACCUGGGCGGUGAAGGUUGUCGGGCAGGACAAGGUGGACGAGGAGGACGAGUUCCUACAGCAGCAGUUCUGA